AUGGCCGUGACCGACUUCCUUGCUGCUGCUGACAUUACCUCGGCCAUCAACGCUUGCCAAGCGAAAGAUACGUUCAGUCCCAGGGCCUUUUUUAACGCUGUGGGGCUGUCCAAGAAGUCGCCCCCAGAGAUAGAGAAGGUGUUUCGGAUCCUGGACCAGGAUAAGAGUGGCUUUAUUGAGCAAGAUGAGCUGCAACUCUUCCUCCAGAACUUCUCCAAAGGAGCCAGGACCCUGACGGCAGCCGAGACCCGAGCCUUCAUGCAGGCCGGAGACAUGGAUGGGGAUGGCAAGAUUGGCUGGGAAGAGUUUUCAGCCCUCGUGCACUCGUCAUGCUGAUGAUGACAGCCUGGCCAGGUCUGCCGUCUCAGCAUUCCAAGCUCACCAACUGGAAGUGUUUUAUUUAGAUCAAUGCCCAUUUUGUCCCGUCUUGUCUUGGCAAGAGUCAUUUCACUUGUAAGGUGUCAUUCCUAGUAUUCAGUAAUAAUGACUACUUUGUCUUUGCGGAAUCAUUUGCUUGUAAGAUGUCAUUGCGAUUUA
Molecule: messenger RNA, 537 nt
Organism: Engraulis encrasicolus (European anchovy)
Lineage: Eukaryota; Metazoa; Chordata; Actinopteri; Clupeiformes; Engraulidae
Product: parvalbumin, thymic-like
Exons: 4
Coding region: 1-336 (111 amino acids)
Cellular component (GO): cytoplasm
Molecular function (GO): calcium ion binding
Source: RefSeq, a predicted model, not a curated record